Molecule: messenger RNA, 9250 nt
Organism: Dromaius novaehollandiae (emu)
Lineage: Eukaryota; Metazoa; Chordata; Aves; Casuariiformes; Dromaiidae
Gene: CEP295
Product: centrosomal protein 295
Exons: 29
Coding region: 202-5709 (1835 amino acids)
Molecular function (GO): microtubule binding
Source: RefSeq, a predicted model, not a curated record
CGGCGGCUCUCCGGGGCCUGCGCGUGCCCGGCGGUGCCGCGGCCCUCUCGGCUCGGCCCGGCCCGGCCCCCCGCCUCAGGGCGCUCGGCGCCUGCCGCUGCCUUCAGCUGCGCCGCUGCCCGUUCCGGCGCCGAAGGAGAGCUCGCCGGUCGGCCUGCUCUGCGCUUGCUCUGCUGAAGUUGAUUGUUCAUCCUCCUUAAGAUGAAGAGGAAAGUGGCAAGAGCAGGGAAAUUGAGGCUUAGUCCUAAUGAAGAAUCAAUGCUUUUAAAAGAAGAAUAUGAAAGAAGAAGAAAACUGAGGCUACAGCAGGUUAGGGAGCAAGAGAAGUACAUUGCCUUGCAGAUAAGACAGGAGGUAAAGCAGAGGAGAGAAGAACAACUACGUCAGUUAGAGAAGGCAUUGAGAGCCGAGUGGCAGAAAGCACAAGAUCAAAAGAUUAAGGCCUUAGAAAAACUGUAUUUAUCGAGCUUAAGAGCUGUUGGUGAGGGACACAGACAAGCCAAGGAAAAUGAACCUGAUUUAGAAGCUCUGGCAAAGCAAGCAGAGGAAAGGAAACAAAGAGCUGAGAAGAGACAUAGAAAAGCCCUGAAAGAGCAGAAGUGCCAAAAAGAAAAAUUACUUCGUGAGCAAGCCCGACGAAUCAAUGCACGUAAACAUGCUCUGGAUGUGGAAAGAGAAAGAGCUGCCAAAGUUGCAAGCCUACCACCUCCUCCACCACAUCCUCUUGAGAAUUUUGAAGUGCAAAAGAUUCCUGCAGUGAAGGUCUACAGUGCUGACAACUUUUAUGUUACUCAUUACCAUCUUUCAGAACCUUACGUGGACAGAGAAAUGGACAGAGAGCAGGCAGAUGCUCGGUUGGUUGCUGAAAAGGAAGUGAAGCGUUUGGAGGAACUACACAGAGAGGAGGAGAGAGAUAGAAGAGAACAGCUUGAAAAGGCACAUCUUAGAGGAAGUCAUGCCUUGAAGAAGGUCCAUUUGGCUCAGGACAGGGAAAGGCUACUGAAAGAACUUGAACAAAUGCAGAAUAUGGAUCGGAUGCGCAGAAGGCAGGUUGUAGCACAGAUGCCACCUCAACUGUUUGUGCCUGCAUACAAACGAAUGGAAAUAAAAGAUGACUGGCAGAGGGAACUGGAGUUUGCAUUUGAAGACAUGUACAAUGAAGACAAGAAAAUGAAAGGAGACCUGAUUUUGCAGUUUGAGCCACAACCUUUACCAGUCCCUUCUGACAGAUCUCAAGACAAUGAACUUGAUAUCACUUUGGAGCAAGAAUCUGCUUGUGACACUCGACAAGACUUGAGAGAGGUGUUAGAAGAGGAAGUUCCUGAUGAAUCAAAAAAUCAUGAAGAAGGAAAAAUUCACCAACCUCAGUCAAAACUUGCCUUAAAGAAGUUGUUGAACAAAAUUAGAAGCCAAAAAGAGGAGUGGACAUCAAAAAGUGAGAAAGAGAAUCAAAGUGAAAUUGAGACUAUUGAGUCAGGCACAAUUGCUAGUGAAGAGAGACGGUUAUGUGAUUUAGAACUUAACCAUGAACAACAUAAAAAUUCAGUAUCUAAAACCAAAGACUCCAUGGAAAUUUUGGAAGAUACAGUUGUAGCUGAAAAUUCAGUUCUAAUUCAUCCUCAGGAACAAGCAGCUAAAAUUAGAAUGGAAGAGGAAAGACAAAAAUGGAAUGAGCAAAUAGAGCAACAGAAACAGGAACAGCUGGCCUUGCUUAAAGAAAUUGAAGAAAAGAGAGCAUGUCUGGAGGCUGAUUUUCUGAAGAUCCAAGUGCAACGCUGUUUGGAGGAGGUUGAGAAAAAAGAAAAAGAGGAGAAAGGUCAGCCGGUACAAAGCAGCAACAGUCCUUUCACAGACCAGCAGAAAGAAGGGGAACAUGAGACUGAAACUACUGCUGUGUUAAAAACUGGAAGUCCUAGAGAAGCCAGUCACUUACAGAUGAUCCGUAGUUAUCAACAACGUCUUGUGCAGCAAAACAGGCUGCACAAACAGACUGUUGAAGAAGCUAGAAGGUGUCUACAGGAGUAUCAGAAUAAAUUGAAGCAAAGAUACCCAAGUACUCCUGUAACACCUCUAAGUUCUGUGGAAACAAAAUCAGUUAAUUUAAAGUCUACCUCAGAACCUGUUCUACAGAAGCAAGGAGUACAUCCAAUACAAUACCAGUUGUCUGAACAAGUUUGUACACAAGAGUAUGGCCAGUCGCUACCUAUGUUUUCAAGAACACUGCAUGUGGUGGAAAAAACAUCUUCACAGAAAUAUGAAGAGCAAAUGCAUGAUGUUUGUGCUGGUAGACAUGUGCAGUUUUUAGAAACACCAAAAUUGAAUCAAGGAGUGUUUCACUUGCCGUAUAGCUCUUCUUCACAGGAACAAGUGGGAAUGUUGGAAACCUCCAAUACUCAAGUCAGAGAUUCAUCUCUGUUUCAGAUACAGUCAGGGUUAGGCAUCGCUUUGCAAGAUGUCCCCGCUGUCAGAAUACAACCAGAAGCCCGCGUACAACAGGUUAGAUUUGUUCUGCCUGCAGAAAAUUCCUCUGAGCCUUCAGGAACAGUGGAGUGUGAUAAGGAGUCAUUAUCUCAGAAGAUGUCAAGCCAUCAAACAGAGACAGAAGCUGUAGAAGAGCCUCCACUUACAGUACCCCUUUUGCCAGCAACAAAGAGAUCUCAGAUAGCUCAGGCAACCUCAAGUGAUUCUUUGGAGUACCAGCAAGGAUCCGCAGAGAGCAGCAUUAAAACAAGCUUUGAACAGCCCUCCUCUCUUUUUCAGCCUCUGACUUUAUCUCAUGAAGAACUUAAAGCCCAGGGUGUUCAGGAGUUCUUGAUAUCAAAAAGUGGAGAUGCAUCUUUGUUAAAUUAUUCUAGUAUACUGAAUUUAAGGGACAGGGUGUUGGCCUCAUCAGAGAGCAUCCAAGCUCAGCAAAAGUAUUUGAAACAACUUCAAGAGCAGCUAGAUGCACAAAGAGAAGCUCUUCUUUCUAGACAAAAAGUACAAGAACAGCUACUUAUAAGGAAGCAGGAUAAAUUGAAGGAACAAAUGCAGAGACAACAAGAGGCUUUGAAAGAAUUUCUGAACAAGCAGGUAAGACAGUUCAGCACAAACAAAGAAAUGACACAGGCAAAAAAGCCUGACUGUCUGACUGACUUUUUACAAUAUUCAGAAAACUACCAGCAAGAGAAUUGUGAUACAAGUGAAUUUUGUGAAAAUGAAAUGAUUUCACAAUGCAUGAGUCCAGCUGGGCACACUGCACAGCCUAAGAAGCUUGAAUGUAAAGAACAGAAAUGGAGAUCUUCCAAACCACCUCUGGCAAAAGUCAGGUUAGGGCUUGAUUUGGAACAGCAUGAACUUAGUGUUAUACCAGAAGUAGACACGCCGAGGAGUUGCAACAUUUCUUUCGCAGAUAAAGCAGAUUCUGCUGGUGGAGAAUCUUCUCCCAUUUCGACUGUUGGCGAGUUUGCCUAUGUUAGCUGUUACGGUCAUGCUCUUCAUGAAGAUGGCAGGUUACCUGGGAGAAUAACAAACUGUGAAGAAGAAAUCUCUAGUGGAAGUCUAAGGGGAAGUGAACAGUCAAGUAGGCUAUUAAAAGAGAUUCUGAUGACUGAAAAUUUGUAUGACCCAGCCUGGUCCCAGGAUUCUCCUGUGGCUCAAGAUUUGCCAGUUCUUGCUCCUGAAAUUGGAAGUGGAGUUGUAACACAUUCUGGACCAUCAUUCAGACUCCACGAUAUGGAAGUACUUUCCAAAGUAGUAUCCACAAACUUAGGUUCAGAGGCUUUCAUGGAAGGGGGACCCUGUGAUUUGUCUUCGACAAUUUCCACUGGAAGCUUUUUGACUAGUGAAAUAUUGGAUGCAAGCCCUGUUGACACUGGAUUGUCUUCUGGCAGCAUAGAGGAUCGAAUUUUGAGAGAAACAGCAAGCUACCCUUGGAACUCCUUGUUGCCUUUUAAUGUGCAGCGGAGACAAGAGAAUCUUUCUGGAGCAUCUGGAAAUUUAAAUACUUCAUCAGAAGACAAUACUCCUUUCCAAGUUCCAGCAGCUGAAUUUGAUUUUCCUGAAAUGGAAAGACACUUUCCUAACUUGCAUCACCAGCACUUUCAGCCUCUGGAACCAAGUCUUGACUUGGAUAUCUCAUCAUCCCUUUCUCAAUACAAGAUUUCACAAGACAGCAGAGAAUUUAGCAAGACUUCAAGAUUUUCAACAAAAAGUGAAGACACAACACUCUUUCAAGAAGCCAGAGACUCCACUUUGAAUAUGCAAAGAAACAGUUCGCCUUCUCAUCUUGAAACAAACAAGUCAAACAACAUUACAUCAGAACAAGAGUCUGUGAAAGAAACUGUUACCCUGGGAUCUGAAGAAUCUUUCCAUCCACUGCAAUUAGAAUCUACUGUGAGUGAUCAUUGUCAGAAUGCUGAUCGGCCAGCGGACCCCAACGUUAUGUUGGAGGGGUCUUUUGAACAAAAUCCUGUGAUUAGGACUGAGAACUGUGUUUCAUCUGCCAGACAAUAUGAAGAACUAGCAAGAAAUAUAGAAUCUAUUAAUCUCCAGUGUUCAAUGGAAGAUCUGCGAAAUGAAAGUCCAAAUUCAAUGGAAGAGCAAAGAUCAUUUUAUCAACUAAAUACUACACCAGUUACAAUGGAUAAAACUCUGCCUGAACACUUACUAAAAGAGGGUGCGACAUUCAAAAAACAGACUGUGUGUUCUGAAAAAUUACCUGUUGAGGCAUUUGAUAAGGAGUAUGUGAAGCUUACUGAGAAAUCAUUUCAUGGAAGUGAAGGAAACAAAACUAUGGAGGUGGGUUCUCAGUGGAACACAAAUACAAAGACAGAUCAAGGCUUUCCAGAAGUACAAAAAUCUUCCAGGCAUCCCACUGAAACCAACUUGGAAAUCUCAGACAUCCAUUUACACGCUGUUGUACAACAAAAUGGUUCUUUGGAAGGAUAUCAAAAACAUUCUAAUUCUGUGCUCAGAGGCUCUUGUUGUAUUCCAGUCUGGGAGACUGAGUCAGGGCAUGGCAUUAUGGAAGAACCUGAACUCACUCUAAUAAGCUCCAAUGACAUCAGUAUUGCAGAAUCAGAUGUUGAACAUAUUAGCCAAGAGAAAACUAAAGAAGAUAAAAUCAGUAACCCAGCAUGUGUGGAUCAGUCUGAAUUUAAUUUUUUUACUGAGGAAAGGGAAUUUUUACCAUUAGCUCAAGAUGCAAAUUAUUCAGUUUUCAGAAGGCCUGAAAGUUCUUCCAAUGCCCAGAGUCCUAAUGAAGUGAUGUUGCUAGAGUUUGCUUCUGUGCCAGGAAGUUUGCAAGCAUCUUUUUUAAAAAGAAAGAAAAACUUCAUCCAAAAAUCUCUCAGGAGAAUAGAAGAAAUAAAAAAUAAAGAGAGAAAAAAUGAAAAGCCAGAAGCUGGACAGUUUCAGAGAAGAAAGACUGAGAUGUUAAACAGGCAAAAGGAGUCCUCUUUCACCUCUGGAAAAAAAGGUGCAGCUACCAAUCAGUUGAAGAAAGUAGGAGAAGUGAAAGUGUCUUCUCCAGAAGACAGGAAGUCUGCAGAAGUUGAAAUGCACCAGCGUACUUCCAGACUUUACAAUCAGCUUGCAGAAGUGAAAAUCAGAAAGGAGGAAAGAACAAGGCAAGAAACCUAUGCUAAAAACAGAGAAAAGGCUAAAGAGUUUCAAAAGAAAACACUAGAAAAACUACGAGCCAGGAAGAAACUUGGGAAAUUACCAUGACUCUCAGAACACCUUGGGAAGAACAAGAAAAAUUACUUUAUUGGUACAAUCCACAGAAUACAUGGCUUAGUGCAAAUUUCAUCAUUCAGUGCAAUUAUGGAAGUUAGGAAACUUGAGCUGUAUGAAAAAUCAAAGGUAAAUAAUCACUGUAGUAGCCAAGAUGAUGUUUUAUUGACAAAUCACUACAGAAGCUGAUACAAGUACUGCUUUAAAUAGUGUUAGCCUCAGAUCAGCUAGACAAGACACUGAAAAGCCUUUUCUGAGGUGUUUUAAAGAAAGUUCAGAUUAAUUCUUGUUUUUAUAUAUGUAACAACUUUUUCAAAUAAAGUUUUUGCAAUAAAACUUCAGUCCCUUCUAUAAAGCUGAAACUUUACCAGUUACACUGAAUAUUAAAAGAAUGAUUAUUAGCCACUUUAGAUGUACCUCUCAGCUGCAGCAGUAAAGUACCUGAGGGCCAAAAAGAACUGGUUUCUGGCAAAAAGGUGUAUCACCCUACCCCCCUAGCACUGUUAACUUACUAACUUAACCAAUUUAUUUCAGCCUGCUGCUACACAGGUAACUACUGUUCCCAAGUGUUAGUUCCUCUACCCAAAUUUCCUUGGAGCCUUAAGAAUUUUAAUUGCAAGGUCAUGUAGGUAGAGUAGGACAAAUUCAAAUCUCAGCUGUUACACUGAAUUUGAAUUUAGGUAUUAUCUUAAACCCAGAUUUCAUAAAACUUUUCUGACUAUUCUAGUUGAUUUAAGAUGCAGCAGAGAAGCUGUAGGAUUAACAAGCUUCUUCUAUUUUACAAAGCAAUUACUGUUACUUAGACUUCUGUUCUCACUGCGUUCAGUCUCUAGAGUCACUGAAAGUACAGCACUAUGUGAAGGGACCUGCAUCUUUCAGUAAGCAGCAUAGGGCAGCAAGAGCCUGUGUCAUUCUAUGCAGUAAGUCAGGUAGAGGCUUGCUACAGUCUAAGGAUUAUCUGUCAAAGUUGCAGAUUAAAUACACAGGGCAUUGAGGGGGUGCUUUCACUGCACUGCAGAAGCUGUGCAUGAGUGAUCUCAUCCCUUUCUCCUACCAUAAUCAGAAGGGAAGAGAGUAGAAAAACAUUUUUCUAGUGGCAAGCCACAGAUAAUUGCAAGCCAUGGAAUUUCCCAGGAGGGAAAAAUGGACUGAAUUGAUAACAGCCAUCUUUAAUGUUCUACCUGUCCUGUGUGCUUUUACACUAAUUUCCAAAUACCAUGCAUUAUUUCAAUUUAUAGAGCAGUAAGGAAAGCUACAGAAUUACAUGUUUUUAAUUCUUAAUUAUUGCAAUAAGAAGUCAGAAUAGGUUAUAAAGUCCUUUUUGUAUCUGAUUUAGAAGAACUGUCUUAUUCUUCCUCAGCCUUGCAGCAAUGUCACCAGGACCUAAAAGAAAUGAUACACAUUAGCAUCACUUAAGAGAAAAACCAUCUUAAUUCAGCUGUCUUCCUCACAUUAAAGUCUUAACACAUGAACAAGUCUUAUAGUCUGAAACAACUUAAUUUCAAAGCAGGGUGCUGAUAUAAAAGCACUAACCCAGGGAACAUGUACAUCUCUUAUUAAAAUGUAAGGGACAAAGCAUUAUUUCCAAAUCAGCUCUGAUCACAAUCAUUUCAUCUUUCCACUCCUGCACCUCUCCCCACCCCACCCCCCAUUUCUUCUGGAUUACUCUUAACACCUCCAUUUAUCUCAGGGUAUACUGCACUCCCAAGGCAGAAGGAAGUAGCAGCUAAGUUACAAGACUGCUCAUCAACACAAUGCAGAAGUCAACUGAGUUCAGUCUGAAACCAAGUAACAUCCUUCCUAGAAUAGCAUCUCAAAUUUGGGAUGUCAGUAAAUAAACAUCCUUUUUCACUCAAACAGGCCUGGCUACAUUAAGCUUAUCUCCUCAGAAAUAGACCACAGCACACACCAAGUGUCCAAGGCAUCCUGCAGAGGAUUUCAAUAUAAGGUCACUGCGUUAAGAGCUGCUGGUGUUUCAGCCAUGCAAACCCUCUUUGAGGUGACCUUGAAUUUCCUUCAAAUACCAGCAGUUUUGCUAAGCAUUGUUCUUACCUUCAGACUCACUCUGGCUGUACUGAAAUGGUGCUUCUUGCCCCGUGACAUUGUCAGUGGCUCAAUAGCAGACACUAUGGAUUAAGUCAGAUUUGGUUAGUGGAGAUGGAAAGCUAGAACAAGUCAAAGUUAGAUGCAAACUCUUGCAGAGUGGCCUUUUCUGCCUUCUCCCUUCUUGCCCUUUUUUUUUUGUAUGGGUCACAGCUUCCCUCAACAGCAACUUCUGGAGUUACCUUAAGUCUGAAUUACAGCCCAAGGUUCAACUAGAAUAAUCUCAGCAAGAACUUGUCUUACCUUAAGCAAAGCAAGGAAGCACUGUCUCUGACCUUUUACAUUAAAGCUUUAUUCCCAGCAGACCUAGUGCCACACAAUGUGGCAAGUCAAGAGUCUGAUGGCCUUACUUUAUGGUCAUGUCCACAGCUCACCAGAAACAGUAAUAUCCUAGCAGCCUUGGUAAUGACCAGAUACUCCUCUUACUACUGUUAUCAACUUAGAUAUGGGACUUAACCUACACUCAAUAUUUAAGUUUCCUGUCUUUUCUUGUUAAGGACUGUCAAUCAUGCCAUUUAAGUUAGGUCAAGCUGUGUACUAACCAGCCUAGAAUCUGUUAGGAAUUCCAAGUACAAAAGAAUUCCUCACAACUGGUAUCAGUCUUUGCCUCAAACACUAGUAAUACAGAUUGCAUGGAUGUCACAGACUUAUGCAGCAAAAUAUACAUAAAAGUAUACUUCAUAUGCAAAUAAGCAGCCUGCCCAAAUCUGAAUGACCACUGUCCAGCAGUCUCUAUUACUCAACACUUUCUACACUUUUCUAGAACUGUCUACUGAAGUUUCAGUGUCAUUCUGAAGUUAGGUUUGUGUGUUAGCUCAGUAAAGUUACAUGAAACCUUCUGAAUGGACAAGUAAUUCAGUACUUACCUGCCAAAAAAAGUUGCCAUCAUCUUCCAGCUAAUCCUCUUAUCAAAGCAAAGUUUAGCUUAUUCAGUAUUCUGAAGUACCUGUUAGGAAGAGAAAUAAGAAUGCACUUAGGAGAGCUAAUGUCCAGUUCUCACACUUCCUACAUGAAGUAGAAAGCCAAUGCAUUCAAAUCCCCGAAGAGGACUAAAGAAUGUUUCAGCAGAAAUACCAGGUUUAACAGACACAGCAGAAUGAAAACCAACGAUGCCAAAUGCUGAACUACUGUAGCACUGUUUUUUGAACAUCCCAUCAGGAGAAUACUGUUGGGUGCAGAUACCAUACAGUGCAACAGCUGCAGUAGUUUGUGAAAUAAAAAAUGCAUAUUUUUAUCUUGUUAACCAUUAGGUGCUAAGUGUUAUAUGCAGGAGUUUGAAUUUUAAAACAGGUAGUUGGUUUUUAUAAAAGUGUCAUGCAACUAAAAGGGAAAAGAAUCUAUUAUAAUGUCACCUAUGAGGAACAACUUCAGAUAUCCUUUCAGUUAUUUUAUAUAUCCCUACACAAUAAAGCAUUUCUUACUUCUUCCCAUA